GGUAGAGGAAAUAACGACACGUUGGAGAAGGGAUCACAAGAUGGACUUGCCGUGGCUUUGGUAGCUCUUAUUAUUUCCCUCCUGGUGACAUUGGCUCUUGUUGGGUAUAUAAUAUUCAUCAAAAAAGGACUAUUCAAGCACAUACGUAGGAUCCACUAUCACAAAUCUUCCCGUGGCAAAGAUGAUGCAAGUGUUAUGAUAGACGAUGAUGAGUCUGAUUCACGAGUAUAUGUGGAGUCUAAAAUAACACACAGUUAAUGAAAGAUCAACAGCUGAACAUGGAUAUAUUAUAGCUAAUACAGCAUGAGUGACUGCGUGUGAUUGUCGUUGUAGUUAGACGAUAUAUAUAGCGAAAUCG
Geodia barretti is the source of this 358-nucleotide messenger RNA. NCBI's taxonomy places the organism in Eukaryota, Metazoa, Porifera, Demospongiae, Tetractinellida, Geodiidae. The record is from the annotation of a GenBank genome assembly.